Hipposideros armiger (great roundleaf bat) is the source of this 2646-nucleotide messenger RNA. RefSeq names its product immunoglobulin superfamily containing leucine rich repeat (gene ISLR). Lineage: Eukaryota; Metazoa; Chordata; Mammalia; Chiroptera; Hipposideridae. The record is from RefSeq and is a predicted model, not a curated record. The coding region runs from base 630 to 1919 and encodes 429 amino acids. Gene Ontology annotation, molecular function: protein binding. The transcript is spliced from 2 exons.
UUCAUCCCCACAGAGAUGUCACAUUCACACUCUAACGUGCACACACAUGUACACACAUAGAUGCUCAUAUGGCCCCAGUAUGGAGCAUGGUCCCCCUUUUUUUCUUGUUUGAAGUGAGCUUAGAAGUUUCCUACCUUCCUUGAGAUUCAGUUUCUCACCCUUCCCACCAUAAAAACCCUUCUGCCCAUCUUUUCUUGGAUCAUGUCCAGCUAGUGCUGUGCCUUUAAGGAAGCUGAAGCUGCUAAAAGUGAGAGAGAGAGGGAAAAAAAGUUUUUUUGGCAUCUUUUCCCCUUGAAAUUUCUGGUGUCACUUAUGAAACACAGGUCCUUGUUGCAGUAGAGAAGCGGUUGUUUUGCUGGAAGGGAGGGAGUGUAGGCUGCCUCGGGUCCCUUCCUGCAGCGUCCUCUCAGCAGCUGGUCCCAGGCACCCCAUAGGGAAAGGGUGGACUGGCUCCCAGGUGCAACCGCAAACCGAAGGUGGGGCAGGGACCAGGCUGCCUCGUCCUCCAGCCACCUCCUCUUCCCCCCUUGGCCCUGCAGACUGUCCUGUACUAACUCUGGCCUUUGUUGUUUUCUGGUUCCAUUUUAAGAGAGGCUCCACUUGACUAAGAGUAGUUUGAAGGAGGUAGGAUGCAGGAGCUGCAUUUGCUGUGCUGGGUGGUCCUCCUGGGCCUGGGGCAGGCCUGUCCUGAGCCCUGCGACUGUGGGGAGAAGUGUGGCUUCCAGAUCAUCGACUGUUCCUACCGUGACCUGGAGGCCGUGCCGCUGGACUUCCCGGCCAAUGUGACCACACUGAGCCUAUCAGCCAACCGGCUGCCCAGCUUGCCAGAGGGCGCCUUCAGGGAGGUACCCCUGCUGCAGUCCCUGUGGCUGGCACACAAUGAGAUCCGAACGGUGGCCGCUGGCGCCCUGGCUUCUCUGGGCCAUCUCAAGAACCUGGACCUCAGCCACAACCUCAUCUCUGACUUUGCCUGGAGUGACCUGCACAACCUCAGCGCCCUCCAGUUGCUCAAGAUGGACAGCAAUGAGCUGACCUUCAUCCCUCACGAUGCCUUCCGCAGCCUUUGUGCCCUGCGCUCGCUGCAGCUCAACCAUAAUCACUUGCACACACUGGCCGAGGGCACCUUUGCACCACUCACCUUGCUGUCCCACCUGCAGAUCAAUGACAACCCUUUUGACUGUACCUGCAGCAUCAUGUGGUUCAAGACAUGGGCCCUGACCACGACGACUGUGUCCAUCCCGGAGCAGGACAAAAUCACCUGCACGUCGCCCCACGUGCUCAAGGGCACACCGCUGAACCGCCUGCUGCCACUGCCGUGCUCAGCGCCCUUGGUGCAGCUCACCUACCAGCCCAGCCAAGACGGUGCCGAGCUGCAACCUGGCUUCGUGCUGGCGCUCCACUGUGAUGUGGAGGGGCAGCCGGCCCCCCAGCUUCACUGGCACAUCCAGACAUCUGGAGGCAUGGUGGAGAUCGCUAGCCCCAACGUGGGUGCCGAUGGGCAUGCCCUGCCUGGUUCCCCAGCAGCCAGCAGCUGGCCACGCUUCAAAGCCUUCGCCAAUGGCAGCCUGCUCAUCCCUGACUUUGGCAAGCUGGAGGAAGGCACCUACAGCUGCCUGGCCACCAACGAGCUGGGCAGUGCAGAGAGCUCAGUGAACGUGGCACUGGCCACACCGGGCGAGAGUGGCGAGGACACCCUGGGGCACAGGCUCCAUGGCAAAACAGCUGAGGGCAAGGGCUGCUAUACAGUUGACAAUGAGGUGCAGCCGUCGGGUCCUGAGGACAAUGUGGUUAUCAUCUACCUCAGCCAUACCAGGGGCUCCGAGGCUACAGCAGUGGGGAACAGGGUCUCCGGGCAGCAGCCCCUAGGCCUGCUCCUGCUGGGCCAGAGCCUCCUCCUCCUCUUCCUCGCUUCCUCCUAGCCUCAAACCCCACCCAGCUGGGCUGGAGCAGCCCCAGGGCCUCCCUGACUCCUCCCCCGACUCUGUGACGUCCCUGCAGGGGCCUGGGUUGGGCUACUCCCAAGGUCUGCAUGGGGGAUACAUCUUCCUACCUCCCCUUCUCACCCCUUCUGGAACACUCACCAUCUCAACUUCUAGACUUGCUCAAAGCUAGUGACAAGGACAGAUCUGAUCCCAUAACUCACCGCCUUCGGUGUCAUUGCUGCUAACCAUGUUGCCCACGCUCCCUUGUGGGGGCAGCGUGCUAACAGGGCACCGCCAUAACCACUGGUGAAGCCUCACUGAUGGAAUUCCAGGCACUGGGACUGACCAGCUGGCGAAGGCUAGGGGCUGGGGGCCUGGCCAGGAGGUAGCCUGCAGCACACAGGGCACAGGAGAGAGGAAUGGGGUGGAGGGGCAGUGUCUGGUGUGGCUCUGAGGCUCUCUGUGACCUGCUUGAGCUUCCACUGCUCCUUUGCGUUUUCUGAUGAUUUGGGGGCUCUGGAGUCUCUGCCCUCAUCUCAGACAGGACUGAUGGUUCAGGAUGGCCUUCCUCUCCUCUCAUCCUUCCUCCCUCAGCCUGUGCCUCUCCAUCCUGGACACCUGCCCUGCCUUUCUCUCCAAGUAUGCGUCUAUAGCCUGCCACUCAGAAGAGGCCAGCCAGCCUGGGGGCAGCAGAGAAAUAAAUGGCGUUUCCAGUGCUCCCCUG